AUGGCGGAUAUCGCCCCAAAUCAGACCAUAUACGUGAACAACCUUCCAGAAAAAAUAAAGAAAGAGGAUUUGAAGAAGAGCAUCUACGCAAUCUUCUCACAGUUUGGAAAGAUCCUGGACGUUGUUGCUUUGAAAACGUACAGACUAAGAGGGCAGGCAUGGGUGGUGUUCGCGGAUCAGAAAUCUGCAGACGAUGCGAUCCGGUCCAUGCAGGGCUUUCCCUUCUUUGAAAAGCCCAUAAGGCUAUCCUAUGCAAAGGGCGAGUCGGAUGCUGUUGCAAAGCUGCACAACAGAUUUGAGGAGAAGGACAAGAAGGAGCGACAGAAGCACAACAAGCUUGAGCGGGUAAAGGGAAGGCACAGGGAGCACAGGCUGCAGCAGCAGCCCCUAUGGUGCGCAUCCAUCAUUCUUGCUGCGCCCAUCGCGCCGGGCAACGCGCCGCCGCACAAGAUCCUGUUCGUGCAGAACCUGCCGGAGGAGACGACCUCGGCGAUGCUCGCGUUGCUCUUCCAGCAGUACGCCGGCUACAUAGAGACGCGCAUGGUCGAGGCGCGGCCGGGAAUCGCCUUUGUUGAGUUUGAGGACGAGGACAAGGCGACUGUGGCCAUGGCCGGCUUGCAGGGCUUCAAGAUCACCGCCACCAACGCAUUCACCAUUUCCUACGCAAACCGAUGA
Molecule: messenger RNA, 675 nt
Organism: Coccomyxa subellipsoidea C-169
Lineage: Eukaryota; Viridiplantae; Chlorophyta; Trebouxiophyceae; Coccomyxaceae
Product: U1 small nuclear ribonucleo protein A
Exons: 5
Coding region: 1-675 (224 amino acids)
Biological process (GO): mRNA splicing, via spliceosome
Cellular component (GO): U1 snRNP
Molecular function (GO): U1 snRNA binding
Source: RefSeq, a predicted model, not a curated record